This is a messenger RNA of Cooperia oncophora, 228 nucleotides long. The record is from the annotation of a GenBank genome assembly. Lineage: Eukaryota; Metazoa; Nematoda; Chromadorea; Rhabditida; Trichostrongylidae.
AUGAUAGCACUAAGCCUGUCUAUUCUUGGUAUAGCAGUCGCUAUAGGAAAUGCUGAACUGCCGUGGUACUACGGGCGUCCUUAUCCGGGAGCCUCCACUCGAGGAGGAGUGUGGCCAUUGCCUUGGUCCAUUCAAUACGACAACUUCAACCACACCAUAAAUCCAGCGACAUUUCGUUUCGUCUCUAAGGUGAGUGAGGAUUCCCCAAUUGAACGUGUGUAUCGCUGA